ACUUAUGCUGCAUUGGCUUGUGCUUCUUCCUACCAUCAUCGCUUCUUUUGAAUUUUUAAAGAGGCGCCGAUACAGAAUAUCCAUGGCAACGGCUGGUUUGUCUCGUACCAUCUCCUUUCAACCUUCCAAUCAACCUGCCAAAACGCUACGUAAUCACGGCAUCGGGACUUUUGUCUGUUGUUAUUAUCUGUUAUUAGCAACCCGUCUUUCUUACCUAGGCCUAUAGUCACUUCCAGUUUUCAGUUGGCGUCAUUGGGCGAUUUGGACCUUCACAUUGCGACUGAGACACUCCAGUGUAGCUGACACAUCAUUCUAAUUCUGUUCAAAUUUUUUAUCAUCACCAUGUACUUGCUCAAAGUAGUGGGCGUUGUAGCCAUCACUGCAGCCAUCAAUGCUGCUUGGGGGUCAGACGUCUGUUCCUCUGUGCCCGCGCUGAACUGUUCCUGCCCGUUAGGGUGGCGACUGUGGCGGAAAGCAUGUUAUCGCGUCACUGAAUCAGAGCCUAACUGGGAGUGCAGCAAGUCAGCUUGCCGAGAGAUGGGAGGCAAGAUGGCUGCUCCUCGCUCCCUCAAGGAAAUGAAGUUUAUGGGGAAUUUGGCACGGCAGAAGGACAGCGACUACUACGUCUGGAUUGCUUGUAAUGACAUCGGGUUCGAAGGAAACUGGACGUGUGACGUCCAGGAAGAUAGCGAACCGUUCAUGGGAUGGUAUCCUGGCCAACCGGAUGACACCGAUCAUAACCAAGACUGCGCGGUAAUUGCUGCACGACAUAAUGACAGUAUGGAUGACAGUCGCUGUAGUGAAUCUCAUAAUGCCCUUUGUGUUAGUCAGGCUGCCUGCACUCCUCGCCCAAGUCAACCCCUUCGCUACUGCUUCUCUAGCGACGAUCAAGGUCACAUUGUCAACUCAGCCUGCCUCCUCGACCACGUUAUCCGUGAGUUUACUACAAAGAGCCUCACCGCCUGUGGCUCAGCCUGUGUCAACGAGGCCGGAUGUCGGUCCUUCAAUAUCAAGAAAAACGGAAAAGGGAAGAAACUUUGCCAGCUGAACAACAGCACAAGCUCCGAAGACAAGGACAACUUCAAAACCAUCGGGGAUUUCUGUAUGUACUCAGAAAUUUGCAUUCGCUAGAAUUUGACACUCUUGAAAAAGCAGUCUACAAUGCUGAACUUGAAGUGACAGAAAACAAUUUUGAUUUGGCUGUUUAUCAUAAAUUUUGUUGACUCCUGGUUGGAAAUUUGGCAAUGCUAUAACGAACACUGCGUUGCAAUUCAGUGUUAAAGGAAAAGAGAGACUGCAGGGAAAUAAUGAGAUAGAUAAGAAAUAAUUGGGUUCUCGUUUGGAGCAGAGACGGCUGAGGUUGAAAGGGAAAUAAAUGAUAUUAUUUAACCAAUGUAGAUAUUUCUUCAUCUGUCCAUCACAUCUGAAAUCAAAUGUCUGAACAUUUCUGUCGUCAUUUCCAUUCCAUCUAAUUGUUUGAUGGUGUGAAAAAAGUGCCUAAUUUUAAGAUAUAUUUCUCUGAAGCCGUCUGUUAACAACUUUUCAUUCUAUUUCUGGUGACGGAAGAAUUUUGAAGCUUUUUCGAUUUUUUUGUAAAGAUAGCUCAGAGUUACGGACUGAAUGUCAAUACGGGCACAUCUCGUUUGGUCGGUGUUAACCUUAUCAGCCCCAAGACCGUUUGGUCAUUCAUGGGUUCCUUACCACAUUUUUUCCCAUGCAAGUUCCUUUGCUUACCAGGCAAAAUUCAACAGUUUUUAGUGUAUAGCGCCGUCACCAGUCGAGAUCAUGAAAGGCAGCUCGUGCAAUGACACCUCAUUGACUAAUACUAAUGAUAUCCAAUAAGCAGAAUAUUACUUAAGUUUGUUUGGUAAAAAUCACAGGAAAGAUUCAAUACACAAUGAAUCAAGAUUCAAGAAAACCUUUAUUCCGGACUCUUAAAAAAAAUUAAGGGAGCUUGAUACAUAGAAAUUGACAAAAUGGAUAAGCGACAAUACAUCAGAAAUCUAAGAAAGUAAGUACAUUGAAAAUAGCAAUGUGGAUAUAAAUAACCUUUUACACAUACUUGUACUUAAUUAAGAGAGAUUAGAGCUUAUAAGAUAAAUAAAAGCAGUCCAUAUACAAAUGAGAACAGAAAAUAGCAUGAGGCUGUUAAAUGAGCAUAGGCUUGUAUAAACAGAACACAAAGUUAAAUUUGUACAAAUUUGUUCCAUUUUAAAAAAUUUCUUGUGGAAGUCGUAUAUUUCUUGUUGAAAGAGAAACAUGGGGAAACAUGAAUUUUGCUUAUUAUAUCCAAUCUCAUGAACAUGCGAAUACAUGCGUUGGCGCAUUGUUUUAAAUGAUGUCGAAAAGGACCACGUAACAUUAUCUUACAAACGUCGAAAUGUUUUCGGCUUAGUAAAUAUCUUUUCCUAGAUUUCUAAUUUAGUGACAAGAAAGAAUCAGUUUACAGUUUCUUCAAUAAUUCUGGAAUUACUAGUUAUGAAUUUAUCUGCUCAAGUACUUGAGUACACAGUAGUAUUCUUGCUUUCUGACACGAAUAGAACCACGCUGGAUACACGUA
Molecule: messenger RNA, 2560 nt
Organism: Acanthaster planci (crown-of-thorns starfish)
Lineage: Eukaryota; Metazoa; Echinodermata; Asteroidea; Valvatida; Acanthasteridae
Source: RefSeq, a predicted model, not a curated record